ACAAGUGAUGGAGAGGCUCAACACCAAGCUGUUCUGGGAGAACUGUUACAUAAUGAAAGAGAACGAGAGGCUGAGGAAGAAGGCGCAGCUCCUGAACCAGGAGAACCAGGCACUCUUGUCCGAGCUGAAACAGAAGCUGGCCAAAUCCAAUGCCAACUCCAAGAUCAAUAACAUCACAGACCUCAACGCGUGCCCGACUCCAAAAAAGACCCCCAACGCCAGCAAGCCUCGCACCACGUACUGAAGGCAGGCAGGCAGGCAUUUUGGACGUUCCCGACGAAUCAUCUAUGUAGCUGAAUCAGUUCAGCCAACAGGCUGUUAUGUAUAUUUUUCCUAUCUAGCUUUCUAAUGAAUAAGAA
This is a messenger RNA of Musa acuminata AAA Group (dessert banana), 359 nucleotides long. Its product is annotated as protein LITTLE ZIPPER 3-like. The coding region runs from base 8 to 244 and encodes 78 amino acids. The record is from RefSeq and is a predicted model, not a curated record. Lineage: Eukaryota; Viridiplantae; Streptophyta; Magnoliopsida; Zingiberales; Musaceae. The transcript has a single exon.